UCACCGGCUUGCCCGUUCGCCCCACCCUCUGUUUACCUCCCGCUAGUCUUCAUCCCCCUCCCUUCCGCCCUCGCCGAGCCGGCUUAUCGGCAACUCUCGCUGCGAGGGAUUAAACCUAAUCCGUGAUAGCGCGAGUCUCGGUUGACCGUUCAAAUUGCGGUAAAGACCGUUCGGCACCCUCCGUUUUUCGGCUCCCAGAGUGAGAAAUGCGAUUUUGUUUAUACCUAAACGCGGUAUCGUCUGUUGCUAUAAAACGGAUAUUGAAGGGGAGAAUUAGAAAUUUCGUUUACACCUUUGUUUUCAAGUCUCUUCCGCAACCUUUAGCCUUUCUAGCCACGGUUUGUAUGGCAUUGAAAAUAAACGACGUAUCAGUUUUCUUCGAUCGAAACCGGAAUUCGAAGGCAGGAAUUAUUUUUAUCCAAUAUUGAUAGGGUUGCGCCUGCAAUCAGCGAUUCGCGGAUAUUUAUCAAUUUCUUGUUAUUAUUAUUGUUAUUAUGCAUAAUUGCUUGAAGAAUGACGGUAUAUAUGUGACAGGACAUAACGUGACUUUGACGCACGGGAAAAAUACGGUAUUGCAAUGAGAUUUUAUAGCUCUGCUGUGCGUUAUAAAUAAAUAUAUAUAUAUAUAUAUAUAUAUAUAUAUCGUAAAAGGCCUAAGAUUAUUUUCAUUUUCAUUCCGUUAAUUAUCCACUUUUGCUAAUUAUGUAUAAUGCGUAUAUGCGUGUAAUAGAGAAUUUUUCUUAUCAAUAUUUUUAGUGCUACGAUUACGUGGCGUUAUUCUAAUUUAUUAUAUUUAUUGUAUAGUUUGCGCGUGAACUGGAAAAAUUACAAAGACACAGUGUGUUUUAUUUUUCUUACGACAAGUGUUUUUCUCACUCGUAACCGACGGAUACUCGCACCAAGCGUCGAAAAUUUAUCACUGUUGAAUUCAAAUUUCCCUAAUACGGAUACGAAAAUUUGGUUCAAAGUUGUGAAGUGUUGGAAAGAAAAUUGCGCUAUCUAAAAAUUCGGGAGCGAUCAAUCAAUUCGAAGACGUGAUGUCAAGAAUGGAGAAAAUAAUUGCUAGUUAUAAAUCUACAUUGACAACUGACCAGUUUUAAUAAAACGAAAUAUAAUUUGACGGCGUUUUUCGCAACAUGCCAAGUCAACGUGUCGGAAUGAAAGUUUUUGAAAAAAAUAAAUAAGACGGCAGGUCAAAGAGAGAAGGAGAGAGAGAGAGAUAAAGAGACGGAAGGGAUAAGAAGCAUUUAAAACUACGACGUAAAAGGAAAAACGCUCUUACUUUCAAGGAACUAAAUUCAGGUUUAUACACCGCUUCAACGAUCGCCGCAGCGUCUCAAAUAUCACAUACGUGUAUUUACAUGUGCCUACGUAUAAACCUGACUUCGACCAGUUAACAUUGGGCUUUAUAAAUACGCGAUGAGACUACUUCGCACUUGACGUUCCUUUCAAGGAAUUCUUGGGCUCCGUAAUUCGUCACGUUUAUACGAGGUCAAGAUCGCAAGUUUUAGAGCUGGCUGCUGUAUAUACACAGACUAACGAUAGCAGCAGAAGUGAGAAAUGUUUCCGGUAAAGGAACCGCGGAAAUGUUAUCUGAUUGCACUUCAGAAAGUACUUAUUGAUGAAAAAUAAACAUUGGAUCAUCGAGACUCAGCUGUACUUGAGAAAGAAUUACAAUAGAGACCGACCUCCACUCGGCACCGAAUACAGAAAUAUGCAUUUUCACGAGGCUGACGAGAAAUUAGAUAAAAGGAAACGCUAUCUCAAGUGGAUAAUCAAAAUCGAGACGAUUCAUUAUUAAAAUACAAGUGAUUACGGGAUGCCAUGGAUUUGCCUCUUCCUCGUGGAUUCGUGCAACGACACGCGUUCUUUCAUGAAUAUUCGAUCGAGAGCCGAGGUUCUGGUUAUAAAGGACCUCGGACAUUACCUGCGAUGAAUAAUCGCCCGAAGCUUUUGUCGCAACGGUCGAAAGAACCGAAAUGUGGGAAACAACAACGUCUCGCUGUUUCGUUCUGAUUGUAAUAACUCGGGGCUGCCUAUGCUAUGGGGCAAUUAAUCCUGACGACGUAUCAGUCAUGUCUCGUUUUGCUAUUGACGCAACAAAGGCGGACGGAAUCGGGACAAACCCGUCAGCGGUUACUGCGUUUCUCUGCUUGGAAAAAGACGAGCUUGUUCAACUGGUUCACCAGGCCUCAGAACGAAACGUUUUAAUUGCUGCCAAAACACCACGCGCAGACUUUGAUAAUGACAUAUCUUGACCAGAUCUGGAUCGUCAUCGUAACUAUUACAUAAUUGACGUCGAUUGUCCAGGUGCUUUUGAUAUUUUGAUAGAGGCAAACUCAGCUGGCAUGUUUAUAGCACCAACAAAGUGGCUUCUGCUCCAAGAUUCAAGGAGUGGCGGGAAUGUGUCCGAUAAACCGUCACGAAUUAUGGACCGAGAGAUUUUUGAGCUAUUUGCGAACAUGUCGAUAUUUCCCGACAGCGACGUGGUUAUCGGGCAGAGAGUAAAGUCGGACUUCAUCAAAUUGAUUUCGAUCUACAGACCAAGUAAUGCGCGCAAUCUUGUCAUCGAGGAUCGAGGAUACUGGAAAGACGGAUUAGGCAUAACCUUAACCUCAACGCGGAUUUCCUCCGUUCGAAGAAAGAACUUGCAAGGAACACCGCUCAAGUCAUGUUUAGUCAUUACAGAUCCCGAUUCGAUCAACCAUUUGACUGAUUUCGAGGACCGGCAUAUAGACACGAUAGCCAAGGUGAAUUAUCCGUGGAUACUUUCCUUGGUGGAAAUAAUGAACGCAACAGUGAGCUUCGAGACCGUCGAAAGCUGGGGCUACCGAGCCUCGAACAAUACGUGGAGCGGGAUGAUCGGUAUGCUGGAUCGAAAGGAGAUCGAUUUGGGAGGCACGGCUUUGUUCUUCACUAAAGAGAGAAUCGACGUGAUUCAGUACAUUUCGCUCUACACGCCCACAAGGGCAAAGUUCAUCUUUCGACGUCCGUCCUUGUCUUACGUUAGCAACGUGUUUGUUUUACCAUUUCGACCGACCGUAUGGAUAGCGAGCAUGGUGUUCAUCAUACUGGUAUCCGUUCUCCUGUACGUCGCCUGGAAAUGGGAAUGGCACACUACCCCGAAUGAAGUGAGGAAAAAGCUCCUCUUGUCCGGAAAUACAGCUCGCAUUUCGUUCAGUGACAAUAUGCUCAUUAUGAUCGGGGCAGUUUCUCAGCAAGGAUCUACGUUCGAGCCGCGCCGGGUUUCCACACGGAUUAUCGUACUGAUGAUGUUCAUCGCGCUUUUGAGCCUGUAUACUUCGUACACCGCAAACAUAGUCGCUUUACUCCAAUCCUCAACUGGUUCUAUCAAUACCUUGGACAAGCUUUUACGCAGUUCUUUGAAGAUUGGGGUCGCCGAUAUCGUCUACAAUCGUUACUUUUUACCGACGUUUCAAGACCCAGUUCGCAAGGCUAUAUACGAGCAAAAAGUUGUACCAAAAGGUCAAAAGCCAGCGUGGAUGAGCAUGGAAGAGGGAGUGCGAAGGCUGAGGAACGGGCAAUUCGCGUUUCACGCUGAAUUAGGUUCGGCCUACAAAUUGGUGCAGGAGACAUUCCACGAGGACGAGAAGUGCGGUAUUCAAGAAAUCGACUAUAUGAACAUCCUCGAUCCUCUUUUAGCUAUCCAAAAGCGCUCACCGUAUCUGGAGAUAAUAAAAGUUGGGGCGCUGAAGUUACGCGAAAGCGGAUUACAGACCCGUUACAUAACACGAUUAUACUCAAAAAAGCCGACAUGCAACGGUCACACCAGCUUCGUGAGCGUUGGCUUGAUCGACGUUUACGCACCCUUCGCAAUAAUUGUUGGUGGCGUAUUAUUGUCGCCGAUUGUUCUCUUAUUCGAGUUCAUCUGGUAUCGACGAAAAGUGCAACGCGAUGCUGCGGGGAAGAAAUCAUCCAAUAAACGCAGCAGACAUUCCUUCGAAGAUUCUUCUGAGUGGUCGCAAAGUAGUAAAGUAAUAAAGUAGUACAAAGUUAUUCGCAUAAUAGGUCUCAGAUUUGUCUUUUUUCCUAAUUAUUUGAAACUCGAAUACUACACAGACUUAUAAUAUCAGAGUCAUAUAUCAACAACGAUUAAUUAAAACUUGUAUCGCCAAAGGUAGCCAUGUAAGACUAUCGCAUACUAGACAGCCUCAUCAUCAGAACUCCUCUUAUCUACGAUUAACUUUGUAAAAUCUCGAGACGUACUUGGCGCGGUUAUCUAUCUACACACUCGUAAAUUAAAUUGUCGUACUAUGAACGUAGAAAAAACUUUCUUGGUACAUCUGUAUCUAUCAAUUACUACAAACUCCGUUUUCUUUUUCGACUGUGUACAGGUUCGAUCAAAUGGUGUGAUCAAACGCGAAUUUUGGAGGUAUUUUUUACCCAAGGGAACAUUGAUCGACAGUAAAAGAUGAACAAGUAUAUAUACAAUCAGUCGCUGAAUACUUAAUUAAUAUUGCAAAUUACACGCAAAUUCUGCAGCUAAGAACGAAUUGUAUUUGCCUUUUUGAUUUUGGAUUAUUUUCUAUAUUGGAAUAACCUACAUUUUUGUGACAGUAUUCUACAUUUUCAGCAAAACUGUCUUCUUCAAAUGUCAUCGGUCGAGAUAUUUUGAGAAAGCUACUUAAAAUGGGUCCAAAUUUGAACGAUGAACUCGAAUCAAAAUCGAAUUUAUUAACGUAAUAUAACUGGCAUUGAAAUUCACGGGGAGAUGGAUUAUUGAAGAAAAAUGAAACAAGAUUUGUGCACAAAUUGACUUGCACAAGUGUACCAAUAUACAUAAGACUUUUAAUUUUACUGGUAAAAGUUCUUAGCGGGCGAUAGCGUGUCACCAUAUUUGCCCAAGAUUAAGAAUUGCAACUAUGUGCGGACAAAUUGACGUUGACGGAACGUUUCUAGAAGCCUACUAGCACCCGUAUACUGAGCCUCGCGCACGUUGUCAGAAGUAUAUUGUACGUUUUUUUGAAUCGUUUUUUCACGUUUCUGAAAGUAGAUUUUAGUAAGCACGUUUUAAUGGACUUAGAAAUACCGGGUCCAUGAAACGACUAAUAUAAGUUGUAGAAUUUACUCCAGUUGUCGCUAGUCAUUGCCCAGUUAUUCGAACAUAAAUUGACACAAUUGAGAAAGGUCACAAAGUAUGCUCAAGUAUCUGCUUAAUAAAAUCUUGAUAAAGAAAGAUAACGAUUGAAUGCAGUACGCUCUCUCUUGUCUAUGUAGGAAGUAAAAAUAUAUGUUUUGGGUGCACAUUUAAAAACCAGAAGUAACAUUGUUGGUUGGUUUCAAUUACGAACGAAACUGCAGUCGCAUGUAUUUCAUAUCACAAUACCAUUCGAAUAAUAUAUUCUUUCGUUAUAAAUAAUAAAUUAGUGGAAACUAUACACGUACAGUAGUUAAUAUCGCAUUGACACACGUUAUUUUAACGCAUAAGGAAACAAUUCUGCCUAGCCCAUUUCAAUUAGUCACUGGAUUAGUCACCUUUGUCGGAUUGUGCUAAACACGUAAAAUUAGCUUCGCGCGAUGCGCUGAUGCGAUUUUAUUGAAAGAUUUUGCCC
Messenger RNA from Neodiprion virginianus, 5573 nucleotides. Its product is annotated as glutamate receptor ionotropic, delta-2-like. NCBI's taxonomy places the organism in Eukaryota, Metazoa, Arthropoda, Insecta, Hymenoptera, Diprionidae. The record is from RefSeq and is a predicted model, not a curated record. Gene Ontology annotation, cellular component: membrane. The transcript has 12 exons. Bases 2349 to 4007 code for a protein of 552 amino acids. Gene Ontology annotation, molecular function: ligand-gated monoatomic ion channel activity.